Molecule: messenger RNA, 1593 nt
Organism: Myripristis murdjan (pinecone soldierfish)
Lineage: Eukaryota; Metazoa; Chordata; Actinopteri; Holocentriformes; Holocentridae
Product: potassium voltage-gated channel subfamily A member 7-like
Exons: 2
Coding region: 1-1593 (530 amino acids)
Biological process (GO): potassium ion transmembrane transport; action potential; protein homooligomerization
Cellular component (GO): voltage-gated potassium channel complex; membrane
Molecular function (GO): protein binding; delayed rectifier potassium channel activity
Source: RefSeq, a predicted model, not a curated record
AUGGAGAACAGUGACCAUGGAGGAGAUGUGGGAGGAGGUGGAAUGAUAGAUAAUGAUGGAGAGAAAGACAAAUACCUUAAGAACCAGCUCAACAGUGAGGAGAAAGGAGAAAAGGAGAUCAAAGUGAAUGAGAAGGAGAAGAAGAAGGACAGCCGGCGAUCUGGUUCUCUGUGGAGAAGUGGAUGGGCGCUGAGCGAAAGGCUGGCCAUCAAUGUGUCAGGGAUGCGGUACGAGACGCAGCUUCGCACCUUAGCCCAGUUCCCUGACUCCAUGCUUGGGGACCCACAACGGCGGCUACGAUACUUUGACCCACUGCGGAACGAGCUCUUCCUGGACCGCAACAGGGCCUGCUUUGAUGCCAUUCUUUACUUCUAUCAGUCAGGCGGGAGGCUUCGGAGGCCUACCAACGUGCCUCUGGACAUCUUUAUGGACGAGCUGACAUUCUACGAGCUGGGAGAGGAAGUCAUGAACCGGUUCAAGGAGGAUGAAGGUUUUCCCAAAGAGGAGGAAAGGCCAUUGCCAACCAACGAAAUCCAGAAAAGACUAUGGAUGCUGUUUGAGCAUCCCGAGUCCUCGUCAGGAGCGCGGAUCAUCGCCAUCAUCAGUGUUAUGGUCAUUGUGGUGUCCAUCCUCAUUUUCUGCCUGGAGACACUGCCUGACUUCAGGAAUGAGAAGGAGAUGCGAGAGGAAUACUUUUACAAGUACUACUCAAAUCCAAAGAAUGUGUCAGAAAACAUGCCCCCUCCACCCAGUGUUUUCCAGGACCCUUUUUUUUUGGUGGAGACCAUGUGUAUCUGCUGGUUCUCCUUUGAGCUCAUCAUGCGCUUCACUUGCUCCCCCAGCAAGAUGCACUUCUUCAAGGACGUUAUGAACAUCAUUGAUUUCAGUGCCAUCCUGCCCUACUUUGUCACGCUGGGAACAGAGCUGGCCAAAGACAAUGACGCCUCUCCAGCUACAUCCCUGGCCAUCAUCCGAGUCAUCAGGCUGGUGAGGGUGUUCAGGAUCUUCAAGUUGUCUCGUCACUCCAAGGGCCUCCAGAUUCUGGGUCAGACACUAAGGGCCAGCAUGCGCGAGCUGGGCCUGCUUAUCUUCUUCCUAUUCAUUGGCGUCAUCCUCUUCUCCAGUGCCAUCUACUUUGCUGAAGUGGACCACAAUGAAACAGCCUUUGUCAGUAUCCCGCAUGCCUUCUGGUGGGCGGUGGUCACCAUGACCACGGUGGGUUAUGGCGACAUGUACCCAGAGACGGUGUGGGGCAAGCUGGUGGGCUCCAUGUGCGCCAUUGCUGGUGUGCUAACCAUCUCGCUGCCUGUGCCUGUCAUCGUGUCCAACUUCAGCUACUUCUAUCAUCGCGAGACUGAAUGUGAGGACCAAACCGAAUACACGCACGUUAAGACAACACUGUGGGAGGAAAAUGAGCCUGAGGGGGAGGACACAGAGGAAGGGGAUGGGGAUCUAGAGGGAGAUUAUUAUACUAUUGAAGGCAUCUGCAACCCUCUGAAUGGGACUCUGCUGGGUGGACUGUGUGCAGGGCAAAGUAUAGAAUCCAGAGGAGGAAAUCUAUAUCUGCGGGAGCCACUAGUUACUCAGGUGUAA